ACCCCUGCUUCCACGCCCACCCCCACUCCACCCCUUUCCCUCUUCUCCCGGCCAAACCCGGUCAGGCUAAAGCUCGAAGCGCAUGCGCCCUCAGAGCAGAACCAGUGAGGGGUAGGGGGCUGGUAUAGCCGCGUGGUGACGUUCCAUCCCGGCCCACGUUCCUUCGCGCCAGGCGCCGAGUGCGGUCAGGGAGUAAGGUGUGCACCCAUUUGCGCCAAUGGCUGCGGCCCUUCCGUGGGCAAUCACCCAGGGUAGGAUGGACGACUGGCCCAAGGAGCGUUCACUAAACUGGCUGGACAGAGAAACCCAGAAGCGCCUUUGGAGGCAAAGCCAGGAGCUGCUGCAGCGGGCGAAGACCAGAGCUGUCAACUGGUGCUCACGAGUGGAAGAUCCUCGGGGAGAAGGGAAACCGAUAAGCCUCAAUACUUCGUUCAGAACGAUGGCGGACUACAUGGAUUACGUUUCAAGUCAGUGUGGGAGGUUUCAUGAUCUUGCACCAGACAAGGCAGCACUGAACCAUGUCUGCAGAUAUCACCGAAACCAUUUGGACCCGAUGUCCUCUUCCUGGGUGAAACUGAAAAAAUCCACAUCCCAUGACCCUGGAGAGAGCUACCAAGUAACAACGACUGGCCCAGGACUGUCCAUGUUUGACCCAGGAUCAUCCAGAUUUGAAUCAGGACUAUCCACAUUUGACCCAGGAUCAUCCAAGUUUGACCCAAGAUCAUCCAAAUUUGGCCCAGGACCAUCCUGGUUUAAGUCCAGACCAUCCACAUUUGACCCAGGAUCAUCCAAGUUCGACCCAAGAUCAUCCAAGUUUGGCCCAGGACCAUCCAGGUUUGACCCAGGAUCAUCCAAAUUUGGCCCAGGACCAUCCAGGUUUGACCCAGGAUCAUCCAAAUUUGGCCCAGGACCAUCCAGGUUUGACCCAGGAUCAUCCAAAUUUGACCCAGGACCAUCCAGGUUUGACCCAGAACCAUCCAAGUUUGACUCAGGACGAUCCAAGUUUGACACAGGACCAUCCAAGUCUGUGGCCAGAACAAGUGCGAAGGACAUCACAAUAGAAGUUAAUCCAGGGACUUAUGCUGUCACAGUGGGGUCCCCCGAUGUAACCACAACACGCAUGAUAGAGGUUGACUCGGGACAAAUCAUUGAUUUGAGUUUCCCUCUUUAACGCUGGUCAGAACCUUUUUUAAAAAUAUCAAAGAGAAUUAAAUCAAACCACGCUGUGGUUUUCUUUGUCAGUAUUUAUACAUGAAAAGUAUGUAUAUGUAGUGCCAAUCAAACAGGUCAGAUCUUCUAGAGCUCUGAUCUGUCUGUCUUGGGGACUUUUUCUACUGAAUUCUCUGAAAGGGGAGAGGAAGGAUGGAUCUCUUGCCUUACCCAGCCUGAAUGUGAGGAAUAAUGUGCCUUGAAACUUGUUUGUAAAAUUGUGAUUUUUUUUUUCCCUACAAAGUUUAUCAUGGAAAUAAAGAAAUUUUGGAAGU
This is a messenger RNA of Trichosurus vulpecula (common brushtail), 1484 nucleotides long. RefSeq names its product A-kinase interacting protein 1 (gene AKIP1). The record is from RefSeq and is a predicted model, not a curated record. Gene Ontology annotation, biological process: regulation of non-canonical NF-kappaB signal transduction. The transcript is spliced from 6 exons. The coding region runs from base 218 to 1171 and encodes 317 amino acids. NCBI's taxonomy places the organism in Eukaryota, Metazoa, Chordata, Mammalia, Diprotodontia, Phalangeridae. Gene Ontology annotation, cellular component: nucleoplasm.